Trichomycterus rosablanca is the source of this 3527-nucleotide messenger RNA. It is a transcript of the gene vps54, whose product is annotated as VPS54 subunit of GARP complex. Gene Ontology annotation, biological process: retrograde transport, endosome to Golgi; Golgi to vacuole transport. Gene Ontology annotation, cellular component: GARP complex. Gene Ontology annotation, molecular function: syntaxin binding. Bases 308 to 3202 code for a protein of 964 amino acids. The record is from RefSeq and is a predicted model, not a curated record. NCBI's taxonomy places the organism in Eukaryota, Metazoa, Chordata, Actinopteri, Siluriformes, Trichomycteridae. The transcript has 23 exons.
UUGCUAUGUUUACUUUCCGCUGCUGUACUUCACCCAACAGGUAAUAAUCAUUUUAACGCAUAAUUCGGAUCAUUAAUAAUCUUGAAAUAUUUUUAAUUGUAGCGGAAACGAACUAAACGAAGUGUCAGACUCAAGCUAAAGCUAGCUAGCUGGCGUGCUAACGUGCUAGCCUGGCUUAGCUUACGUGUAACUCAGCUGAAUGGACGCUCCAGGCUGCCGGCAUAAUGACACAAUUACUGCAGUUUAAACAGAAAUAAAAACGUCAUUUAAUAGCAGCCGGCCGCUGGCGUGAGCGAGCGGCGCUGCCAUGGCGUCCGGUCCGGGCUCCGCGCCGGCGGGAACCGGCCCCGAGCGGCUCCUCCGGAAGCCCAGGGAAGCGACGGCGCGCUCGCUCCCCGACGUCUGCCCCAAGGAGCCCACAGGCGGGACGCGGGCCCCGGGCGACGCCCCGUCGGUGGUGGCCGACCGGCACCGCUGGACGGUCUACAGCUCCAGGGUGAACCUGCCGGCCGCCCUGAACGACCCGCGCCUGGCCAAGCGCGAGUCCGACUUCUUCACCAAGACCUGGGGGGUGGAUUUCGUGGAGGGAGAGGUGACGCCCUCGUACUGCCUGCCCAACAUCACCGCCGAACACUUCGGCAGAUACCUGCAGGAGACCAAUCAGAGGGAGAAGAUCCACGAGCGCUGUAGGAACAUCUGCCCCACCAAAGACGACCUCUCGCUCCCGAGCAUCACCAACAACUACGAUAAAGCCCGAGAGGAGCUCGAGCAGGUACCCAAGAUCUUCAUGAGGCCGGACUUCGCCCUGGACGACCCGGCGACCUUCGGCGUGGUGCUCCCGUGGUCGCACUUCAGCGUCUCGGGAGGGAAGAGCGGCCGGGACGCCGCGUCGUCACGGUUACUGCAGGAGAAACUGAGUCACUACCUGGACGUGGUGGAGGUGAGCAUCGCGCGGCAGAUCUCGCUCCGCUCCGAGGCCUUCUUCCACGCCGUCUCGUCCCAGCGCCAGCUCCAGGACCGGCUCUCCGAGGCGGCGGGCGCCGUGCGGGACCUGCGGGCGCGCAUGGCCGGCGUGGGCCGGGGCGCCGGCCGGGGCCCGCUGCGGGCGCUCAGGCACUCGCUGGCGCGGCGGAACUGCCUGACGCUGCACGGCAAGCUGAAGCUGAUGGCGGCGGUGCAGCAGACGCAGCCCACCGUGCAGCUCCUGCUGUCCACCUCCGAGUUCGUGGGGGCGCUGGAGCUCAUCAACACCACCAAGGAGGUGCUGCAGCAGGAGCUCCAAGGGGUCCACAGCUUCAGGCAUCUGGGCUCCCAGCUGUGCGAGAUGGAGAAGCUGAUCGAUAAGAUGAUGGUGGCCGACUUCACCACCUACGCCCGGGGUGACCUGAACCGGACCUUCGAGGAGGACAGCCAGGUGCCGGAGAAGGACCGGCUGCAGUCCCUGGUGUUCGGCUUGCUGAGGCAGAGGAAGCUGGAUUUCCUGGACAUCUACAGCCAGGAGAUGCUGCAGGCGGCCAAGGGCAUCGUCCGCGAGUGUGUGAUCCGCUCGGCGUCUCAGGUGGAGGAGAUCGACACGGACGGCGUGGUGAAGCUGCAGGAUCAGAUGAGGAUGAUGACGUUCCCUCAGUGGUUCGACCUGCUGCAGAACGUCUUCGAGCACUUCCUGCUCUUCCUCACCAGGAUCAAGGCCACCCUCGGCGCGAUCCGUAACGUGGUCCUGGAGCUGCUGGACAGCGGUCAGAGGGGCCGAGCGGCCGCUCCCGCGGAGAACGGAGACGACCGGGAGGAGGCGGCGGAGGAGGAGACGCCCCUCCGGCCCGGGGAGGCGGAGCUGGCGGUCCUGACGCACGAGGGGCUCUUCAUCAGCGACGCCCUGAGCGGGUCAGGACGGGCCGCGCCCAGCGGGGACGACCCCUCCGGGAGCGACUCGGCGUCCGGGACCACCGAGUCGUCGUCCAGCAGGGAGCACGUCGUCACCUCCUCCCUGCCCACGGGGGGCGCUGCCGCCGCACUGGAAGAUCUGAUGCCGUCUGAUCUGGAACUGGGCCGAGUGGCCAACAACGUCCAGGAGCUUCUGUACGCCGCCUCGGACAUCAGCCACGAUCGCUGUGUGAAGGUCCUGCUGGCUAAAGCCAAGGACGGCUCUCUGGAGCGCCUGAGCUCGGCCGAGUUCGUGCGGGUGAGUCGGGCGGUGGAGGCCUUCGCCAAGGACACCGAGGCCCUGUGCUGCAGGAAGAGCGUCAGCCUGCAGGGGGCGCUGCAGAGCCAGGCCAACCGCUUCGUCCAGCGGUUCCACGAGGAGCGCAAGAACAAGCUCAGUCUGCUGCUGGACACCGAGCGCUGGAAGCAGGCCGAGGUUCCGGCAGAGUUCCAGUUCCUGGUGGACACCAUCGCGGACGGACGCAUCGUGCUGCCCCAUCGCAAAUCCGCAGGUACGGAGGACAGGAAGCCGAGUGACUUCCUGGUGGUGGACGAGCAGAAGUACGCCGUGAUAGGGACGGUGCUGCUGCUAAUCCGGAUGUUCCUGGAAUACUGCCAGUGUGUGAACGACAUCCCGUCCAUCGCCACCGACAUGCUGACGCGCCUCUCCGACCUCCUCAAGCACUUCAACUCGCGGAGCUGUCAGCUGGUGCUCGGCGCCGGGGCCCUGCAGGUGGUGGGACUGAAGACCAUCACCACCAAGAACCUAGCUCUGGUGUCUCGCUGCCUGCAGCUGGUCGUUCACUACAUCCCGGUCAUCCGCGCCCACUUCGAGACCAAACUGCAGCCCAAGCAGUACAGCAUCCUGCGCCACUUCCACCACAUCACCAAGGACUACAACGACCACAUCGCCGAGAUCUCGGCCAAGCUGGUGGCCAUCAUGGACGGUCUCUUCGAGAAAGCAUUAACCAAGUAUGAAGUGAAGGCCCCGAUGCCGUCGCUCUGUUUCCGGAACAUUUGCAAGCAGAUGGCCAAAAUGCACGAGGCCAUCUCCGAGCUUCUACCCGAGGAACAAACCCAGAUGCUGUUCUUGAGGAUCAACGGCAGCUUUAAGCUCCACCUGAAGAGGCAGCUGGCACGGCUGGGCGUGGUCAACGACGGCGGCCCGCAGCACGGGUUGAUGGUGGUGGACGUGGCCUUCUACACGGAGAACAUCCAGGCUCUUCGCUCCCUCGAGCGCUUGGACUUGAACAUGCCCGAGAUCUGGGAGCAGAAGAGGUGAUGACGGACCGCCGGGCUGACCGGUCGCCAUGACGACACUCACUCGGGUCAGGGACCACACGUCGUCCUCGGGAGGCGUGGCCUCGGUUUCCGGUCGACCGAUCGGGAUGGGCGUAUUGGAUUUGAAGCUCGGUGCCUCCUCGUGUGCUGUGGGUUCAGCACGGAUCUUCACUCGUGUGCAAUUCUGUCCCAUCAUUAUUAUUAUGAUUAUUAUUGAUACUGUUUAAUGAAACUGAGUAAAUUAUGAUUGAUUUUUUCGUUUGAUGUUUGUAUAUAAAGGUAUUUUUCGGGGCGCGAUCAAGAAAUAAUAAAACGAUUAUUACUUA